Messenger RNA from Heteronotia binoei (common prickly gecko), 1691 nucleotides. RefSeq lists its product as uncharacterized. The transcript has 8 exons. The coding region runs from base 24 to 1667 and encodes 547 amino acids. NCBI's taxonomy places the organism in Eukaryota, Metazoa, Chordata, Lepidosauria, Squamata, Gekkonidae. The record is from RefSeq and is a predicted model, not a curated record.
CUCAAGCCCCUCUGCAUUCCUCCAUGGCACUGAAGGACGCUGUCCCAUGGGCCUGCUCUUCCUUUCGCCAGAUGUUUAACCCAUCUAGGAUGUUCAGUUGGCACCGAUCCUUCACCAUCAGUGCUCCAUGGAGAAAAGCUGUCAAGAAGACCCCACCAUUGGAUGGCAAAGUAGUUCUAACAAACCUGAAGAUCCUAUCCAGUGAAAUGGCUCAUGUUCAAGCCCUUUCUCGCACCACAGACUCUGUAGAGGAACCCGAAUCUCCCAAAGCAAGCAUUCUGUUAGGGCAUCAGGCUGACGUGGCCAUCGUAAGGGAUACUCCAGUGGAAACAGUGUACAGUGCCGCCUUCCCUGAUCUCAACUCUGUAGAACCCAAGUGCCAUCUUCCAAGGUUGGCCAAGUUUGAAUCAGAGGAUUCUGGCGUGGAGUUGCCUAGCGGGCCCAACUCCCUGUCGACACCCACCAGCUCUGAAAAGAGCUUUGUGCUUCACAGCAGAGACUCUUCCUGUGACUCCGGAGUGCUGAGUGCCUCUUCCUCUCCAGAGGCCGGCCACAUGGUCAUGAGAACGUGCAAAGAUGCUGUAGAUGCCUGCUUGUGCAUUUCAGACUGCAGGAACCCAGAGGAACUCUGUGAAGGGCAAGGGGGUGCGAGAGCUACCUCCUUGGAGAAUGUCCCUGACUGUUCAGAGGGUAGAAAUCCUGAGCAGCCUUUUGACGGCAUCCCGGGAGAGUGUUUGGGAGACAAACACAGAGAAGGGGUCAACAUGUCACCUCUCUCCAUCACUACUCUGGGAGAGAAAGGAACUAGAGGUGACCAUAGCAAAGACAGCUUGGAGAGCCUUCAAGAGAUGCCUCUAGAAGAUCAUCCUCUAAGAAAAUAUCCCACAAGUGACAGCUUGGAUGAGUACAUGGAUGAAUGCUGCAGGCUAAGUGAGGUGAAUCAAGGGAACACCAAGGCUCUGGGCUCAGGCCUGGGAUAUCUGGAGCACAUUUGCCAGCUUAUUGAAAAGAUUGGACAGCUGCAAGAACACAACCUGCGCUUACAGAAGCAAGUCUGCAGUUUGCAGAAAGAGCAGAAGAUGAACCAGCUGAAAGAGGAGUACUUUCUGCAACAGUGUUCCUGCAGUGCUGCCAGCGUCUUGCUUGGUUCGCACCAGGAGGUGAAGAAUGUCUUUGCUGGGAAGAGCAGGCCCCACAGUCUCUUGGCGCAGAAUGGAAACGUGUCCGACCUCUCCAGCAUUCCAGAAACAGGAGCCAGCAGAGGAAAAACAGGCUGCUGUAAAGAGGGAGACCCAUGUGUGGAUCAGCUGAUAAUGGGGUCAAAGCUGCCAAAUGGAAGGGGAAGUGUUGAAGUGGGGCAUCUCGAAGGUUGUAGCACAACUGAUGUUCCAGCUGAUCUCCCAAAGGAGCCACUCAUGAAAAGGGACUCGGACAUCAGCCGAAGUGCCUCCGGCGAGAGUCAUGCCUGGGGAAGAAUGAGAGAUCUUGUGCGAAAGUCCAGGGGACGCAACCAGAGCAGACUGGGGCUCUCCUCGGUGGCCUUGAAGAGGUCCUGCCCUCAGCUCUAUAGGCCUGAUAUUGCAACUUUGGAUCUGAGCCAAGCGGAGAGGACCUCCAUGAUUGCUUUGGGACUGAGCUCAAGGAAUGAGAACACCUGGCCUUUCUGAGCAGAGGGGCUGGUGGGAGAGGAG